This is a messenger RNA of Sipha flava (yellow sugarcane aphid), 771 nucleotides long. RefSeq lists its product as uncharacterized. Bases 1 to 771 code for a protein of 256 amino acids. Gene Ontology annotation, molecular function: nucleic acid binding. Gene Ontology annotation, biological process: DNA integration. The record is from RefSeq and is a predicted model, not a curated record. Lineage: Eukaryota; Metazoa; Arthropoda; Insecta; Hemiptera; Aphididae. The transcript has a single exon.
AUGGGACCCUAUCCUCGCACGAGUAAAGGAAAAUCCUAUAUCUUGGUAGCCACCGACUGCUUCAGUAGAUGGACCGAGGCAUACCCGCUCGGAACAGCUACUACUAAGAACAUUACCGAAACGCUCGAACGAGAAUUUUUCUCACAUUUCGGCUACCCUCGCGUGUGUCUCAGUGACAACGGCCCCCAGUUCGUGUCAAACGACAUGCUUAGCGCGAUUGAACGAUGGGGGGCGGAAGGUUGGACCACCCCAACCUAUCACCCAAGAGCCAACCCGGUCAAGCGCCGCAAUCAGGACUUAAAGAAAGGACUACGCGCGGCACUCACCAACGGCAAACACACCACCUGGGACACUAAGUUAGCCCCCAUUUUAUUUGCUAUUCGAAAUCGGCGCAAUGUACAGACAGGAUAUCCACCAUCGGUGUUAGUACUCGGACGCGAGUGCAAAAGACCCGGGGAUUGGACACUACAAUCUGAUUCACAUACGCAGGUCGAACCAAUAAACAGGGAUAGACUUAAGCGGGAGGUAGAAAUCACAGGCAGACACAACCGGGACAUAGUGGCCGAGAAAUGCAAAUUCUCGGAGGGAGAUAUGGUACUAUAUAAGGCCCACCACUUGUCCAAGGCGCACAAGGGAUUUCAUGCGGGAUUCGCACCGAAAUGGUGGGGUCCUGUAAGGCUGGAAAAGCGAGUUGGUAAAGGAGUUUUCCUAACCGAUCAGUUACCGCCGAGAAAGAUCCACGUGUCCUGCCUAAAACGUGCACAUAAUUAA